AUGCAAAUUUGGCUGCUAAAAGCAGUUUGCCUUGCAUCUUGUGCAAUCAUUUAUGGUAAAAGCAACAAAGGAGACAAUAAUACGAAAGUAGAAGAAGGACCUGGUAGAGUUGAAGAAAAUAAAGAAACGCUUUUGAUUACAAUUAUUAUAAAAAAGUUUUUUGCAGGUUUUGGUGAUGACAUUAACUGGACAACGUGGGAUAAAGCUUUGCCUACAGCAAAAGCACUUAAUAAACCAGUAUUUCUAUUAAUUCAUAAAACUUGGUGUGGAGCAUGUCAAGCACUAAAAAAUGAAUUCAAAAGUUCCAAACAUCGUGAUGAAUUGGUAGAAUUAGCGGAAAAAUUUGUAAUGACAAAUACUGAAGACGAUGAAGAACCUGAAGAUGAAAAAUACGCUCCUGAUGGUGCUUACAUACCUCGAAUAUUUUUCCUUGGUUUGUUAUACUAA
This is a messenger RNA of Thelazia callipaeda (thelaziosis nematode), 447 nucleotides long. Lineage: Eukaryota; Metazoa; Nematoda; Chromadorea; Rhabditida; Thelaziidae. The record is from the annotation of a GenBank genome assembly.